Molecule: messenger RNA, 3334 nt
Organism: Dryobates pubescens (Downy woodpecker)
Lineage: Eukaryota; Metazoa; Chordata; Aves; Piciformes; Picidae
Product: phosphatidylinositol-binding clathrin assembly protein
Exons: 22
Coding region: 342-2393 (683 amino acids)
Biological process (GO): clathrin-dependent endocytosis; synaptic vesicle budding from presynaptic endocytic zone membrane; clathrin coat assembly
Cellular component (GO): extrinsic component of presynaptic endocytic zone membrane; clathrin-coated vesicle; clathrin-coated pit
Molecular function (GO): phosphatidylinositol-4,5-bisphosphate binding; clathrin heavy chain binding; SNARE binding
Source: RefSeq, a predicted model, not a curated record
AAUGUGAAAGGGAAAGCCGGAGCGCAGCUUGCGGGAGGAGGCACAGCCGAUUGGGGCCGGGUGCGGCUAGCUCAGCCGGCGGGGCCGGGAGCUGAGGGUUCGCCGCCGCACAGCAGAGCUGCGGGAAGAGCUCCUUUCGCGGCAGUCUAGAGGAGCCGGUGAGGCGGAGCCCGGCGAGGACUCACCCGAGCGCUCUCGCCGGCGUCGUAUCGGAGGGAGCUGCCGGUGUCCUUUCUCCGGUCAGGCUACGUUCGUCCCCCCGGUCACGGGGGAGCCGCUGCCCCGGCCUUGUUGCUCGCCGCGGCGGGUCCGCGGGGGGUGCCGCCGCCAGGGCCGCGCUGAUGAUGUCGGGGCAGUCGAUCACCGACCGCAUCACGGCGGCGCAACACAGCGUCACCGGCUCGGCCGUCGCUAAAGCUGUCUGCAAGGCGACGACCCACGAGGUGAUGGGCCCCAAAAAGAAGCACCUAGACUAUCUAAUACAGUGCACAAAUGAAAUGAAUGUGAAUAUUCCACAGUUGGCAGACACACUCUUUGAGAGAACUGCGAACAGUAGCUGGGUUGUAGUUUUCAAAGCUCUAAUUACAACGCACCACCUCAUGAUGUAUGGAAAUGAGCGCUUCAUCCAGUAUCUUGCAUCGCGAAACACUCUGUUCAAUUUAAAUAACUACCUGGACAAAAGUGCCAUGCAGGGCUAUGAUAUGUCUACCUUCAUUAGGCGAUACAGCAGAUACUUGAAUGAAAAAGCACUUUCAUAUAGGCUUGUAGCAGUUGACUUCACCAAAAUGAAAAGAGGGAUAGAUGGAGUGAUGAGAACCAUGAAUGCUGAAAAGCUUCUGAAAACCCUCCCAAUCAUACAGAACCAGCUUGAUGCACUCCUUGAUUUUGAUGCAAAUCCAAAUGAACUAACAAAUGGUGUUAUAAAUGCUGCCUUUAUGCUCCUCUUUAAAGAUUCCAUUAGACUUUUUGCAGCAUACAAUGAGGGGAUUAUUAAUCUUUUAGAAAGAUAUUUUGAUAUGAAGAAGAACCAGUGCAAAGAAGGCUUGGAUAUUUACAAAAAAUUUCUAGCCAGAAUGACCAAAUUGUCAGAAUUCCUCAAAGUAGCAGAGCAAGUUGGAAUUGAUCAGGGUGACAUUCCAGAUCUUACUCAGGCACCCAGCAGCUUGCUUGAAGCACUGGAACAGCAUUUGGCUUCUGUGGAGGGAAAGAAAACAAAAGAAGUCUCUGCUGCCAGCAGAGCUAGUGCCCUAUCCAGUGCAGUUUCCACACUUGCCAGUACAGGAAUGUCAUUUAGCAGGAUGGAUGAGAAAGAAAAGCAGCAGGCAUUGGAGGAGGAGCAAGCUAGACUGCAGGCACUUAAGGAGCAGCGAUUAAGAGAGAUUUCUGUAGUAUCAAAUUCCACUUCCACAUCUGCAUCCCCAAGCACCUUGUCAGGAAAAAGUGUGAAUACCACUGUAGCUGUUGACCUCUUUGCAGUACCAGCACCCACAACGAAUAGCAUGCCCAACCUUUCCAGUGAUCUCUUUGACAUUCAGCCUGCAUUUGUUCCAACUGUUCAGAGUACUCCGGCUAUAUCAACAUCAGCAAGCAAUGCUUGGGGAGGUCCUUUCUCGUCUUCAAAUGGUUGUGUUGGUUCUCCACCUCAUCUGGACAUCUUUGACAUGAAGCCAGUUGAAGAAGCUGUAAAAUCUACCACCCCUUUCAUCAAUUCUACUUUUUCCUCCAAACAAACGGUGGAACUCUUUAGUGAUGACUUUAGUGGUCAUAAGCCUACAUAUGCUUCUGUGUAUCAUCCUCUGACUGUUGAUGGUUUUCCUCUUCAUUCAGCUCCUCCAGGUACCACCGCUUCAACAAUUAAUGUGGACUUCGAUGCUGUUUUUGGAGGAAAAUCUACAGCACCAGAGUACAGGACUACAAGUGACGAUGUGUUGCAACCCACUGUACCGCCAGAGAGUCAAAGAACCACAUUAGGCAACCAACAAAGUGGAAAAAUUUUGGCAAAUGACCUUGAUUCUUCACUUGCUAAUCUAGUGGGAAAUCUUGGCUUUGGAGGAACUCCAUCCAAAAAAUCGGAUAUGCAGUGGACCCAGCCUACAGAGAAGAAACUUACUGGUGGAACAAACUGGCAAGCAAAAACAAGCACGUCAACCACAUGGAACCCUACUCCCUUACCUACAAUCCCACAUAGGAAUGGAGUACACUAUCCUGCAUAUGUACCUGCUCCUAUCGCGUACCCAUUGACCACACCUCAAGUGCCUGUGUAUGGAAUGGUACCUCCUCAGGUUGGAGCUGCUCCUUUGAUGGCACCUCAGUCAAUGAUGUAUACACAGCCUGGUCUAAGGCCAACAAAUCCUUUUGCACCUGUUUCUGAAACUCAGAUACAGUUUCUGUAGAGCCACCAAAGCAGCAAGAUGUGAGAACAACCAAAUACCAGUUAAAAAAAAAAGACUGAAAUUCAAUCUUUCCAUGAUGUAUGCCUGAACAGGGCGACUCCUUCUUCCCUGUAUAAUACAGCAUUAUUUUGGAUUGCAAUGCUUUAGAGAUUCUUGUUUAUAACAGUCACUGCAGCGUGAAGUCAUGUGUGUUCACUGAUUGAGGGGGUUUUGUUGGCUUUUUUUUUAACUGCUCAUAAAAGUGUAUUUUACUGAGCUUGACUCAGAGGGUGCAAGCUGGAUUAUCAUCUUCAAAGCUGAGAAGAGGGGUUACAUGGUUGCUCUACAACCUUAUUCAUCAGUGGAUUACCUUAAGUAUUUAACUGAGGAUGUCAAAGCUAUUUAUGUUCUCCAUAAAUUCUGUGGCUGUUGUAACCAAGACACAAAACAAAUUAAAUUGAGCAAUAAAAUUUUUAUGUGCUCUAAUAAAUACUCUUGACAGAGCAAUGCUUGCAUUAUCAUAAGGCAAAUAUUGUGUGAAAUCAGACAGCUUUUUCACAUUAGAAUAGCUUCUAGCAAUUUGCAAACUUUAUAAUGUGAGUUUGAAAUGCUGUGAAUCAACAAAAUAUAUACAUAUUGUGCAUAUAUACAUGUAUAGUAAAAAUAAUAAAUUGCUCCAUUGGUAUGUCAGUGUUACAUGGCUGGUUGAAAGAGCCAGGCUCUGACAGGGACUGCAUAGGGGAAACACAUGUGUUACAGAACAGCAUGUGCAGCCUCCAGCAAGUGACAGCAGCUGUACUUCCUUCCAUCCAGUCUCUCUUCUGCAGGCAGUAUCUCUGGUAGCUCAAGGAGGAACAGCUUUCAGAGCCAGUCAAUGUCAGUAUGCCCAACAGCAAAUUUCCCCGAAUGGGAAAUCUUCAAUAUCUUGUUGUUAGCUGCAGAAGCAAGAGAUCCCAUAUUUU